AUUCUAAAAAAUUACAAAAUAAGAAAAGUAAAUAGUAAAUAGUAAUAAAUAAUUAUUAAUUAAGUAUAAAAUAAUAUAUUCUGUGAUUCUUCCUGUGUAACCCAAAUACCUAAAUUGUGUUCUAUUUAAGAAAAUAACCAAGUUAAAUGCUCCUCUUAUUUACUUCCAAAACCGAAUCAAUAUUUAUUUCUCAAUACAAAUAUACGAGUCAUAAAUCAUGAUAUUGUGUUGAUGUUAAACAUAAUUUAAAUAUUAAAUUAGUCAAAUUAUUUUGUUGUGGAUUCAAAUAAUAGUUUUUUUUAAGGUUAUGAUGAACCAUAGUAUAGAAUCCAAUUUCUACAAUGCUGAAGAAAAUGAAGGAGAGACUGAUAAUUAUGUUACAUGUCCAUUAUUGCAAUUAAAAUAUUCUAGAUCAAGAAAACCAAUUACUAGUCGUUUGGGACAAAAGGGUAGAUCUUUAAAACACAUAAAUGAGAAUCGACCUUUAUUUGAAAAUAAAACAGCAGAAGCUGAUUUGGGAGGUUCAUUUCAAGUUCGUACGCCUGAAAAUUUAGUUGGUGGUUUUGAAAAACUUGACUUAGUUCAUGAUACUCCAUUUGUCCGUCCAGCUAUUAAAACUCAAAAUGAUAGUGAUUUAGAAACUCCAAAUGACACACUAACUAAUAUGAAAAAUGUAAGACCUAAUAUUGAAUUAAGUAUUAAACGGUCAUUAUACAGUAAUAAGGAAAACUUACCUGAUCAAAUAAAAGAAUUAAAAACACCUGAAUCUCAAAAAUUAAACAAAAGUAAUUUAAGUACACCGUCACUCACUAUAAAAGAAAAUGCAAAUAAAUCUUCUGAAAAUGUGAAAGAUGAAACAUAUUAUGUGUCACCUGAAACUUCUAAGUACAAUUACGAUACCAGUUUAUAUCAUAGUUUGAGAGAAACGACUGUUGUACCAGAAUCAUCACAUUCAUCGUUUUCAAUCAAAAAUACUGAUUCAUUUGUCAAUAAUUCUUUAACAACUAAACAAUUAGAAUGUCAACUCCUAGAUGAUCAACCUAAACAUACUACACUUGAACUGUCUCCUGCAGCAAAUCGUAACAAUUUUGUAAUAAAAGCUCGAUCUCCUAUUCGUCAUAUUCCAGUUGGAUUUAUUCAAGAUGGAGAAUUUAAACGUCCAAUUACUUCAUCAAGUACCGUGUGUGUUAAAUGCGCCAAUGAAAAUUAUAUAUCUGUUAAAGGAAUUAAUUAUAGUAUACUUAAUACGCUUGGCCAUGGUGGUUCUAGUGUUGUGUAUGAGGUUUUACAUCCGGACACAAACCAAGUGGUUGCAAUAAAAAAAGUAGAUUUAUCUGAAGUUGAAGAUAUUAUUGCAAAAGGGUACUUAAAUGAAGUUGAUUUAUUACAAAAUCUGCAAUCAUGUGAAAGUGUUAUACGCCUUUUUGACAGUCAAUAUACUACUAAAGAAAAAAUACUUUACAUGGUAAUGGAAAAAGGUGAUACAGAUCUUUCAAAACUCAUUCGUAAUAUGAAACAUAUGUCUGUUCAUAUGAUAAUGUACUAUUGGUCAGAAAUGUUGAUUAAUGUUAAUGAAAUACACGCUAAAGGUGUUAUACAUUCAGAUCUCAAACCUGCGAAUUUUCUGCUGGUCAGUGGUCGUUUGAAAUUAAUAGAUUUUGGUAUAGCUUCAAAAAUUCAUGGAGACAUGACAAGUGUAUUGAAAGAUGUGACUACUGGAACUUGGAAUUAUAUGAGUCCAGAAUGUAUUAGAAGUGGUGGUUCAAAUUUUCAAGGACAUAAAAUAAACCAAAAAUCAGAUGUUUGGUCACUAGGGUGCAUAUUGUAUAGUUUAAUUUAUGGCAAGACUCCUUAUUCACAUUUGACCAACACUUGGCAAAAGUUACAAGCCAUUGCAGAACCUACUCAAAAUAUUAGUUUCUUGAGUCACAGUAAGACAUUUCCUAAAGGUAUACCACCUGUACUAAUGCAAACAAUGAAGUUAUGUUUGAUUAAAGAUGUAAAAGCCAGACCUAAUGUAGUUGAUUUGCUGAAGCUUAUUGAAAAUACAGUAUUCAAACCUAUGACUUAAGUACUUUUUUUAUAUCAUAUGUACUAAAAUGUUGUAUUUAUAAUUCAUAUUGUCAUUUCAAACAUGUUCUUCAAAUUUAUUUAUUAUUUUAAGUAUUGAUAAACAUACAGUACUUAAAAUAAAUUAUGGUAUAAUUAUAUAAAUAAUAUAUAUAUAAUUGUUGUAUAUUAAUGAAUGAUUGUUUACAUUAUACAUUUUAUAUUGUUUUAGUGUUUUAACUUAGGUUAUUUAAAUUAAAUUUGAAAUGAAUUUAACAAAUUGUAUAUAACUCACAUAUUAUUGGAAUUAUAGUUAUAAAUUAAUAAUAAAUAUGAUUAAAAUAAACAUUUUUAAUACA
This is a messenger RNA of Aphis gossypii (cotton aphid), 2408 nucleotides long. RefSeq names its product dual specificity protein kinase TTK-like. The transcript has 7 exons. Gene Ontology annotation, biological process: protein localization to kinetochore; meiotic spindle assembly checkpoint signaling; chromosome segregation. Bases 308 to 2071 code for a protein of 587 amino acids. The record is from RefSeq and is a predicted model, not a curated record. Lineage: Eukaryota; Metazoa; Arthropoda; Insecta; Hemiptera; Aphididae. Gene Ontology annotation, molecular function: protein serine/threonine/tyrosine kinase activity; protein serine/threonine kinase activity; ATP binding. Gene Ontology annotation, cellular component: nucleus; kinetochore; spindle.